Molecule: messenger RNA, 1707 nt
Organism: Aspergillus lentulus
Lineage: Eukaryota; Fungi; Ascomycota; Eurotiomycetes; Eurotiales; Aspergillaceae
Product: BCS1 and AAA domain-containing protein
Molecular function (GO): ATP hydrolysis activity; ATP binding
Source: RefSeq, a predicted model, not a curated record
AUGGCGUCGUAUUUGGACCACAAUAUCAGCAAUAAUAGCAGAAAUGCCACCACCAUCGACACGGCUGUCCUGGACGCCUUUAUACCGGGCUACUCUGUCCUCUCUCGCUUUCUGGUCUCGUACCUCCAGAUCGAUCUAUCGUACUACCUGCCCUUCCUUGUGAUGGCGGCUGCAGCGACCGCCUCCCUGCGCUACAGUAUUAAAAGAAUUAUCCGUCUACUGGGGGAACACUUCACCUCGACGGCGGAGAUCCGUCUCGACGACGAGAUUUAUAAUUAUCUCAUGUUCUGGAUGGCGCAGCAGCCGUUCACGAAGCGGACGACGCAUUUCGUCGCGGGGACGAAGAUCAGCAGCGGGAUGCGGUACUGGGAUUCCGAUAACGGCGAGGGGUCAGACGACGAGGAUUUCUGCGAGGACGACGACAGCGGCAGCGGGGACAACAGCGACAUGCUGGCCAACUUCGAUCGAUACUGGAAAAAGGUCAUCAGCAAGGACAAGUACCGCACGCUGCGGUUCACGCCCGCCGAAGGCACGCAUUACUUCUGGUACAAUGGGCGCCCGCUGGCGUUCAUCCGGGAGCGGGAGGAGAACAACGGCGGCAUGAGUCUGCGGUGGGUGCCGGAGCGGCUGUACCUGUCGUGUCUGGGAAGGGACCCCAGCAUCCUCAAGGAGCUGCUGGCGGAUGCGCAGCGGGCGUAUGUGGCGCGCGACGGCAACCGGACGAUCAUCUACCGCGGGCAGAAGAGCGGGGUGGACGACUUCGACUGGGUGCGGUGUAUGGCGCGGCCACCGCGGCCGCUGUCGACGGUUGUGCUGGACGAGGCGCAGAAGCAGGCGUUCAUCGACGAUAUCAAGGAGUAUCUGCAUCCGAGGACGAGGCGGUGGUAUUCGAAUCGCGGCAUCCCGUACCGCCGGGGGUACCUGCUGCAUGGCCCGCCGGGCACGGGCAAGACGAGUCUGUGUUUUGCAGCGAGUGGGCUGCUGGGCUUGACACUGUACCUGCUCAGUCUGAACUCGAAGAGCCUCGAUGAGGAUAGUCUGAUGUCGCUGUUUUCGGCGCUGCCGCGGCGGUGUAUCGUGCUGCUCGAGGACAUUGAUAGCGCUGGGAUCACGCAGAAGCGCGCAGAGGAUGAUUCCGCGGCGUCCGCUGUGCUCGUGGAAAAGGACAAGUCCAGCGCCGAGGAGAAGGAGCCCGAAACGAAGGCGAACAAGGGUGUUUCGCUCUCGGGUCUGCUCAAUGUCAUCGACGGAGUCGCCGCCAGCGAGGGCCGGAUCCUCAUCAUGACCACCAACCAUGCGGAGAAGCUGGAUCCGGCUCUUCUCCGGCCAGGUCGCGUUGAUAUGACUAUUGCUUUUGGAUACGCUGACCGCGAUGCAAUGCGCGAGCUCUUCUCGGCCAUCUAUAGCAUGCUCGAGGGCGAUGCGCGGACAUCCAAGAUGAAGUCAGUUAGGAAGGCUCCAUGGCCAAGGGAGAAACAUGUCGACGCUACAGUCACUCAGCGGAAGCGGCAGCACCUGUCAAAAGAAACGAUCGCAGAACUGGCAUCCGAGUUUGCAUCACGCAUCCCGGAGGGUGAAUUCACCGCUGCUGAGAUCCAGGGUCAUCUACUCAACUAUAAGAAUGAGCCGGAGGCUGCUAUCAACGCGGUCGAGGAAUGGGUGAGGAGUGUUCGAGCCAAACGGAAGGAGAAGGAACAGUCCAAAUGA